This is a messenger RNA of Heterobilharzia americana, 2891 nucleotides long. NCBI's taxonomy places the organism in Eukaryota, Metazoa, Platyhelminthes, Trematoda, Strigeidida, Schistosomatidae. The record is from the annotation of a GenBank genome assembly.
GAUUUCUGAAUGGUCAGUGAAGAGUUGAGUGUAUCAAAUAAAAUUUGUUCGCACAGACGACAUGAAUAAAUUGUCGAGGUUCACAUUUAGUUAUACUCAUAUUGCAAUCGCCACAAACAACAGUUAACUAUGCAGUACACCAUGUGCUUUCUGACCUGCUUUAUAAUACUUAUCUAUUCAUCAGUAUGUGUGAAUGCGAAUAAGUUAAGUAAAAUCAGCUUGAAUCGAGAUGGACUAUUCACUGAUUCUCGAGGAUUUACAAAGUUAUUUCGAGGCUUCAAUUCCAUCAGUAAAAGUUUUCCAUGGUACAAGAUACAGGCAUUGAAUAGAACACAAAUGAGAAUGUUUAAAGAUUGGGGUAUCAACGUAAUUCGACUACAAGUAAUGUGGAGUGGAUUAUUUCCAGCUCGAUCAGUAAUCAAUUCUACAUACUUGGAUCAAAUCGAGAAGAUAAUCAAGUUGUCUGGUGAACAUGGAAUUUACUUAAUAUUAGACAUGCAUCAAGAUGUGUUAUCAUCUCGUUAUGGCACAUAUGAUGGUAUUCCAUUAUGGCUAAUUGAUCAGUUCAAAAGACCACCAGCUUCCCUACAGUAUCCUUGGCCAUACAAGAGUCCUCCGGAUUGUGAAAUGUGUAAUUAUUUGACUUACGAAUGUGCCAGUGCAGCGCAACAGUUAUAUGACAAUGUAUCGAGUUCCUGGAAUCACUGGGGUGAUUUCUGGGAGAUAAUAGCGAGACGAUUCAAAGAGUUUUCAAAUGUGCUCGGUUAUGAGUUAAUUAAUGAGCCUCCACCGGGUAAUUACUAUGCCAAUCCACUGUAUGGUCUAUCAGGUUAUUCUGGUCGAUAUAAUCUACAACCGGUUUAUGAUUACCUUGUUGGACGAAUACGUGAACACGAUAAUGAUAAACUGAUAUUUUAUGAGCCUGUCACAUAUGGAAUAUUCCUUCCUUUCAAUGCAGGGUGGCUAGGUACAGGAUUUCAGCGUGUACCUGGAGCGAAUGACGACAAAUCAGCUCCAAAUAAAAGCGUACUUGCUUAUCAUUAUUACUGUUGGGUUCUACAGACAGACGGUCCAAAAGCGGAUAUGCCACUUUGGAAGAGGUUGUUGUGUGAUGAGUUCCUUUUACCGGAUGUUAUAUCUAAUGCUGUUAAAGCUACAAAAAUGACUGGAGGUGGUCGCUUCUUAACUGAAUUCGGUUUAUGUGGAGAUGAUGGAAAUCCGAAGAGUGUGAAUACAAUUGAAUGCAAUGCUGUGCUGGAUGAAGCUGAUAAGAAUUUCGAAUCAUGGACCUACUGGGAUGGGAAUUUUAUAGAUGAUAACGGAAAUCCAAUUAAAAGUCAGGUUCAAUCUUUCAUUCGUCCUUAUCCGCAAUCAACAAAAGAUUGUGAACUGCUGAAGGAGAAUCGAUGAAAUAAAAUGAUGUUCAGAUAUUGGGAUCAAAAUGUUAUUUUCGCUACUUUCAAAUACUGCACCUAAAUAAAUUUCACAUGUCAAGCCGUCUAAAGUGAAAUAAAGAAUAUUGAGAUGUUGAUGCUUCCUGAGGUUUCAACCCAGUGUUCUUGUUUACUUCUACGCGCCUUAGAUUCACUACACACCAGUAAAUUAGCUGUAGUAUUUGCAAAAUCUUUGUAUUCGUCACAAAAUGCACCACGUACAGAUAUUCCGCUUAAUUUAUUGCUUAGUAUCAAAAAACAAUACUUCCAGAUAAAAUUCACACAAUCCUAUAUUUUUAAUAAUAAACAAUUUAUAAAGAUACUUAGUGCGAACAGAUUCUUUCAGUGAUUGUUAUGUGAUACUGUUGAAAUAACAGCACUGUUGAUCGCAAUCCACUGUCGAAUAGGAAUAAGAGAAUAUGAUUGGAUGACGGGUUGCAUUUGUAAGAUGUAAGAAGUAAGGUAUAUGAACCUGUGGCUGAAUUUUACAGUACAUUAAUAAUUUCCGUAAGAUUCACACUUUUCCAACUUUUGCGUGUGUUCUCCAUUUUCGUCACACUACUGUUUUAUUAAUAAGUAGCACAAUGUUUCAUACGAUAUCUGUCAAACUGGAGCCUAUCCCUGCAUAAGGAACAUUUAAAAUCUCUCAUCCUGUUUUCCUCUUUACUCCCCUCCUCCACUUGUACUUAUUACAGCUUGAAUGAUUGUUGCAAUACAAUCACGUCUACUAUGUUUUGCUUCUGUUCCUUCCUUUUCCUCCUCCUUUUUUAUCAGGUAGACACCUGAAAGGCAUGGUCUACACUCAUCAACAACCUACACCUCACUGAAUUCGAUACUUUGCUUUAUAACUCCACCAUCUCACAGACUAGGAUUGUGACCCUACAUAGGCUUACUUUUGUAUUUUUCUGUCUAGUACUAUACGCAAGCUGACAAAUCAACCGAUUAUCUAAACACAUACUGUAAUUUGUUCCUAGUGCUUAUGAAUAUGAUGAUUUUAAAGCUUCAGUAACAUUAAUUUAGAAUAUUUUGCUUGACUGAUUUGUUCUUUGUAAGAAAAGCGUUGACAAGAAAUAAAAUACUAAGGAUAAGGAUAAGGUAUAAAAGGUAGAUAACAGCCAAUGUAUUUAAAUAAAACUUGGCUUUUUGUCGUCGAGUUGGUGCUAUCAGAUUGAUGUUCCCUUGAUUGAACUUAGUCAUCUAUUUUUACAGAUAUUUGUUAUCCAGCUAUUUACCAGGAGAUUUCUCUUGAAUAGUAAAUCCUGCUCACCUUGAUACACUUUCCUGUCUGUCUUCACUUCACUGUUACAGUGAUUUUAAUAAUAUUUGUUUACAACUAGAAGUAUGAAUAGUGUUCACAUUUUCACUCUAUCAUGUGUCCGAGUGUCCGAUUGAAUCAUCCAAUUCACCUUAAAGGCCACCCUAACAACAACUGAAAUAACCAAUCAUACUUCUCUAUUU